Cyclocybe aegerita is the source of this 4764-nucleotide messenger RNA. NCBI's taxonomy places the organism in Eukaryota, Fungi, Basidiomycota, Agaricomycetes, Agaricales, Hemipholiotaceae. The record is from the annotation of a GenBank genome assembly.
AUGGCCAACCUUUUCUGGUUGCAGUUACGCGCUCUCAUCUGGAAGAACUGGAUUGUAAUAGCCAGACACCCAUUCGUUUCGAUCCUGCGCUGUUUUAUCCUUCCAAUCGCAUACGGCGCCUUUCUUGCUACUGCCCAAGUUUUCCUCAACAGACUGAACAACUAUGGCAUGGGCACACCCACUCCCAUCACUUCAUUGCAAAGUCAGUUCGACCCGGCACUUGCUCUUAUAUGGGCGGACGGCACGAACGGCACUAGCAACCCAUCUCCAAAAGACAUAAUAGACCGUAUCACCUCCGACUUCACCUCCAAGCAACUCGCCUCCAUCAGGCAGGUCGACACACCCGCUGAAAUCCCCUUUGAAUGUCCCCAGAACUUCAACCUGUUUUCAAAAUGUUUCGCAGCAAUCAGCUUCAUCGACAUUCCUCCUAAUGGCAGCCGAACAAGACCCGUCAAUUAUACUAUACUCGCGGAUGGAGGACUAGCAUUUAUUGACGUUGAACGGCACACGAGUGACUUUGAGAAGCGGAUUUUGCCUUUGCAGUGGGCGAUUGACAAGGCCAUCAUCGAGCUACAGACUGGCGUCGAGCAACAGACACCUUUGGAAUGGCCGUAUACGAUCGAGACAAACGAGGAACAGCGCAAGAAUAUUCGUUUGAGCUAUCUCAGGGGUAUUCAAGACUUAAUUUCGUUGGCGUUCUUCAUAAAUUUUGUCGGCAUUUCCUAUCAACUUCCUGGGUCGUUCUCGGGAGAACGUGCAUUGCUCAUCACAGAGCACAUGAAGGCGAUGGGCCUGCUUGAUUCCGCGAGAAUACUAUCCUGGCACAUUGGUAUCUCGUUAACGUACCUGCCUGCCUGGGUCAUCGUCUCCUUGAUAUGGAAGUUCACCAUCUUUACCGAAACCAACACAGGCAUCAUUGUCAUUCUCCACGUCCUGCUCGGCCUGGUGCUUGCCAGUUGGUCCUUCUUUAUCGCAGUGCCAUUUGGGAAGAGCCCACAACUCGCAGCCGUCGUAACAACCUUUGGAGGCAUCGUGUUUGCCAUCUUCGGACUCGUCAUCCGUUCAAGGAGUAGCGGUACUUUGUUCGUCUUCUCCAUCCUCUUCCCACCGUCGUUCUACAUCCUCUCGUUGCGGGCAAUUGCUGGCUAUGAGAAUCACGAAUCCGCUACAAAUGCACUGAAGGGAGAUAUCGAUCAGGGCAUCGUACUCCUUCCUCUCUUGAUUGGCGCUGUCAUUGAUGUCUUCCUCUGGCCCUGGCUUGCCGUCCUUUGGGAACGACACAUUUACGACGCGAAGGUACCUGGCCGACGCUCGUCAUGGGUAUUCUGGAAGAAGGCCAGCAGCUACCAAGCGCCUCCUAUGCCCGAAAAUACAGCCAUCUCGAUCCGUCAUCUGACGAAGGUCUAUAAGACAUCGAGGUUCAGUUCAAAGGGAGAUGUGACUGCGGUUACAGACCUCAGUCUGGAUAUUCCCAAGACGGGGAUUUUUGUGCUCCUAGGAUCGAAUGGAGCAGGGAAAUCAACGUCUCUGUCCGUAGUCGCAGGUCUUUCAAGCAUCACUGAUGGAACUGUCACUUUCGAAAGCGGGCAUCCUCGACCGCCCCGCGGUACGAUGGGUAUCGUACCCCAGAAGAACGUCCUUUUUCCCGACCUGACGUGUUUGCAAACUCUGCGGGUUUGGAGGGCCGUCAAGUGGUCGGAGAACUCUGAGGCUGACGAAGAUCUUGAACAACUGCUGCGCGAUUGCGAUCUCGAGCAAAAGAUACACGCGAACGCCUCGACUCUUUCAGGUGGCCAGAAGCGGAAGCUCCAGCUCGCUAUUGGGCUGUUGGGUGGAUCUAAGAUUGUCCUUGUGGAUGAAUGUACCUCCGGUGUUGAUCCCCUCAGCAGAAGAGCAUUGUGGAAGACUUUGACGGCCUUUCGGGGCGACCGCAGCAUCGUCUUUACCACACACUUCCUUGACGAGGCUGAUCUCCUCGCAGACCACAUCGCGAUCCUUGCUGCCCCGGGCAAAGUUGUCGCGUCAGGACCGCCUGUAGCUCUGAAACGCGACCUAGGCGAAGGCUACUCCAUCCAAGUCACCUUCGCAUCUUCGGAAAGCCCGGAGAAAACGGAAAUUCCGCAUGAUCUCCUCGAGGGCAUGAGGACCAUCGUGCCUAAGGCCUAUCUCACGACGGCCUCGCCGACCCAAGCGACCUACCAUUUGAAGACGAGAGAUACAGAGAUUAUUCGUGCCGUUUUAGACCUUCUUGAUGCGGAGACCAGCACCCACAAUAUCGAGUCGUACGACAUUCUUGGAACGACGAUCGAGGAUAUUUUCUUGGACUUGAUGCACAAGAACGAUACCCUAGCGAACGAAGAAAAAUCGUCGCAGGACACGGUUUCAGCAUCUCCUGUGGUCAAGCAUGCAGCGAUGGAACUGCCUUCCGGACGCCCUGUCUCGCCUUUCAAACAGGCAUUCACGAUAUUCCACAAGCGCGUUUUGAUUGCUCGACGGAGCUGGCUGACCCCACUUCUUGCGAUUGCCGUAGCUGUCUGCGGUGCCUGCAUUCCGCUCAUCUUCAUCACAGGCAGGCAGCAAUCAGCUUGCGUCAGGCAGUUCAGGAAUACCACAACGAUACCUCUCUACCUACCUGCUUCGCCCAUCCGGCCAUUCACACUCGGUCCAUCCUCUCGUGUGGUCGUUACUCCUCCAGGGAUUGUCUCGACGUUAGGCCCAAGCACCGACCUCUUCAGAAUUACAAAUAUCCCCGAUAACGCUACUUUUGUAGACAUGAUAAACCAAAACUACAGGAGCCUUAGCCUGGGGGGCAUCUCGUUGGACCUGGAAACUGGCCAGUCGUUGAUCGCUUGGGAGGCGACGCGCCCGGGCAUUACGGGACCAUCGAUGCUGAACCUCGCGACAAACAUACUUUACAAUAGGGCUUUGAACGUGUCUGGCAACGCGGAUAAUACCCCAACGAUUAUCAGGGCGAACUAUGCAUCGUUCCCGCCUGUUGCAGCUGGCACGCUGGUUGCGUUAAGGUGGAUUAUAUUCUUUGGUGCUCUCAUGGCCGUGUACCCAGCCUUCUAUGCACUUUAUGUCUCGAAGGAACGCCGGUCAUCGGUGCAGGCUAUGCAGCUGUCGAACGGGUUGACAGACCCUAUUGGGCUGUGGUUGGGCCACCUGAUGUUCGACACAAUCAGCGUGGUGAUCCUCUCCACUAUCAUCACGAUUGUAUUUGCUCUCGCUGCAAGCAAUCAGCUACAGGGUCUCGGUUUCUUAUGGUUUAUUAUGGUGCAGUAUGGUAUUACUGGCGCUCUCUUUGCAUAUUGUAUAUCUCUGUUUGCCUCAUCACCUCUGGCUGCGUUCGCAAUCGUAGCUGGCUAUCAAUUCGUCAUCUCCAUUCUUUACCUAUCUUCAUAUCUUUUUAUCCUAACAUAUGCCCCGACGACGGAGUCAACUCGUCUUAUCACAGUUGUUCAUUUCUCAAUUUCCGUUGUAGCCCCUGUUUGUAGUGUCGCUCGUGCUGGUCUUGUCGCAGCCAACCUGUUCUCCCUCCGGUGCGACGGGAAUAGUGUUGUGACAGCGGCCUCUCUGGGCGAAAUCAGACGAUACGGCGGGCCCAUCCUCUAUCUUUUCGUAUACAUGCUUGUCCUCUUGGCAAUCCUCGUCUGGGCCGACUCCGGUUCCCGAAAGAAUCGACUUCGAAAACGCAAGAUUAUUCAUUCAGCGACUGGCACCGCUGCAUCUUCAAAAGAGGACGUUAUAGAGGCUGCCAAAUCGGUCGCUGUCUCCGAUGACCUGCUCAGAGUUCUAAACAUCUCCAAAAGUUAUAAUAACAACCAAGUCGUCGACGAUGUCAGCUUGGGUGUGUCGAGAGACACAGUGUUCGCCCUGCUAGGACCGAACGGAGCGGGGAAGACAACCACAUUCAAUAUCAUUCGUGGAGAUGUUUUCCCUGAUAUUGGUGAUGUCGUCAUCAAUGGCACUUCAGUCAUCCGGCACCCACGCACCGCUAGGUCCAACCUCGGAGUCUGCCCUCAAUUCACCGCUAUCGACUCCCAACUCACAGUACGCGAGCAUCUGUACAUCUAUGCACGCUUGAAGGGCCUACGGAAUGGACCUGAGCUCCAAGAAAGUAUCAAAUCUGUCAUGCAGGGGACGUCUUUGACAAUGUACGCCGAUCGAUUGGCAAGCAAGCUGUCGGGUGGAAAUCAGCGCAAACUUGCGCUUGCUAUCGCUCUCAUCGGCAACCCGUCUGUGAUCCUCAUCGACGAGUUCUCGACAGGUAUCGACCCCAAGAUGAAACGAGAUAUGUGGCAGACGCUGCGAAGGGUGGCAGUCGGCAAAGCGGUCAUUAUCACAACUCAUUCUAUGGAGGAGGCAUCCGCCCUGGCAAGCAGUGUUGGUAUCUUGGCGAAACGCUUGCUCGCUGUUGGGACAACAAAAUCAUUGUCGGCUCGUUAUGCGACCUACGAAGUUCACUUCACUUGUCGCACGAGAGAAGAGGUUGUCAAAGCUCGCGAGCUCAUGGCGCAUAUUCCAGGAUCUCGAAUGGCGGAUGAUGUUGCGACCCGGUUCGAAGUUCCCAUUUCCUCCGGAGAUGAAUUCUCGUUGGCCAGGCUCUUCAACACCCUGUCGGAACACGGGGACUUCACGGAAUACACGGUCGAGCGAGCAACACUUGAAAGUGUUUUCCUUAAGGUCAUUCGAGAGAAUAAUGUCAGAGAGGAGGAUGCGGACCGACAGGGACGACAUAAUCGACCUUGGUGGAGAUGUUAG